AUGACUAAAAACGAGUAUACGUAUGAAAUUAUCGACAAUGAAACAGAUGCACGUUAUUGUGCACAACUUAUUGCUGAAGAAUUUUCUGCACACAAUCCUAUAACAUAUUUCGAACAAAUAACACCAACAUAUUUUUUUCAUGAAUCUUCAUGGCCAUUAAUGAAAGAUAUGUUUCCUGAACAUUUAUCAUUUCUUGUACGAUAUCGUUCUACAGGUGAAAUUAUUGGAGCUUUAAUUGCCGGUGAUUUAUAUUUACAACAUGAAAAACAACAAUUAAAUGAUAUUUCAAAUAUGUUACAUAGUAUUCCUAUUGAUAAUUUACUUGAAGAAAUGGAUAAUUUAUUUGUAUCACGUGAUUUUAGACAAGAAUUAAAAUCUAAUAUGGUUUUACAUAUACAAAUGUUAGCAAUUCGUAUACAACAUUCAGGUGAAGGUAUAGGAAAUCAAAUGAUCAAAGCAGUAUGUGAUAAUGCACGUAAUAAAAAAGGAUUUCAAUAUGUACUUGCUCAAGUAACAAAUGAUGCUACACGACAUAUAUUUUUAAAUAAAAUGGGCGGAAAAGAAGUAACAAUUAUUGAUCCAACAACAUGGAUUUGGAAAAAAAAAGAUGAUGAAUUCAUAUGUCCAUAUAAAGAUUAUAAAGGUGGUUUAAUACCAAAUAUUCUUAUUAAAUUAUAA
This is a messenger RNA of Rotaria sordida, 678 nucleotides long. NCBI's taxonomy places the organism in Eukaryota, Metazoa, Rotifera, Eurotatoria, Philodinida, Philodinidae. The record is from the annotation of a GenBank genome assembly.